Lipotes vexillifer (Yangtze River dolphin) is the source of this 1235-nucleotide messenger RNA. RefSeq names its product TLC domain containing 5 (gene TLCD5). The transcript has 3 exons. Lineage: Eukaryota; Metazoa; Chordata; Mammalia; Artiodactyla; Lipotidae. The record is from RefSeq and is a predicted model, not a curated record. Gene Ontology annotation, cellular component: membrane. Bases 351 to 785 code for a protein of 144 amino acids.
UCCGGGCCCUGAGCCCCGGGGCCGGGGUUCCCGAGGCCUCCCGGGGCGCUCGACCAGCUCUGUGUCUGCAGGCGCUGUGCAGCCUGGGGGGCUGGCUCUCGCUCUACAUUUCUUUCUGUCGCCUGAAUAAUCACCGAAGCUAUGAGUGGAGCUGCCGGCUGGUUACGUUCACCCACGGAGUCCUCUCGAUAGGUCUCUCAGCUUAUAUUGGCUUCAUUGAUGGCCCUUGGCCUUUUACCCACCCAGGCUCACCCAAUACACCUCUCCAAGUGCACGUUCUGUGUUUCACCUUGGGCUACUUUAUCUUCGACUUGGGCUGGUGCAUCUACUUCCAGUCUGAGGGGGCCCUGAUGCUGGCUCACCACACACUGAGUAUCUUGGGCAUCAUCAUGGCCCUGGUGCUUGGAGAGUCAGGCACAGAGGUCAAUGCAGUCCUCUUUGGAAGCGAGAUUACCAAUCCCUUGCUACAGAUGCGCUGGUUUCUUCGUGAAACAGGCCAUUACCAUAGUUUCACUGGAGACGUGGUGGAUUUCCUCUUUGCAGCUCUGUUCACUGGAGUGAGGAUUGGCGUAGGAGCUUACCUCCUCUUCUGUGAAAUGGUCUCACCCAAGCCCAAGUGGUUUGUGAAGGUCGGGGGAGUUGCGAUGUAUGCUGUGUCUUGGUGUUUCAUGUUUAGCAUCUGGCGUUUUGCAUGGAGGAAAAGCAGCAAGAAGUACCACACCUGGAGAAGCAGGCGGAGUGAGGAGCGGCAGGUAAAACACAAUGGACAUCUCAAGACUCACUAGCCAAGGCUUGCUCCAGACAAUGGGUUGGGUUAAGUCAGCCACGGGAACCAGGCUGGAGAUAUGGCUGUUACAGAAUCCUGCUUAUGACAAGCUUAGGUUUCUAAAAAGGGCUAAAUUUAUCCAUCCGUUUGGUCAGUCUUGGAGCAGAACACAUCCCAGUAUUAAAACACUAACUUCUGCAGCUGUGCAGUUGUAGAAAGUGAGACUACCAGCAGUAGUUGUAAGUCAGAACUGUGAGGGGAGCAUGCUGCAUUCCUUUUAAGUUGUGGUGACCCUGUGGCUCCUUUGUCUCUGGGAGGCUUGAUGAUCAGACAGCCUAGAAAGGAACUCAAAAAGCAUUAGUGCUGUUUCUUCCUUAUUCCUUUGAGAAGUGACUCCUUCAACAAAUACUUAUUCCUACUUUCUGUGUAGCAGCUUAAAGAAAUGCACCUCAUUUACUACAAAGUGAGG